AUGUCUCAUUUCGAAGCAAAGGCUGUUCUUGGAAAAUUAGAGUAUCAAAGAGGUAACGUGAAAAAUGCUCUUCAAGUGUUUGAUGGAAUUGAUCUUCAACCAAUCAUACAACAAUUACAAACUUCCCUUUCGGAAAAAGGACCAGUGAAGAAUGCUUUGUUGUUUGAAGUCGUCUACCUAAGAAUCAAGUCUCUACAAAAGUUGGACAAAUGUACUGAAGCUAUUGAUGAGUGUAAGUGUGUUCUUGAUGCUGUUGAGAAGACAUAUGGUCAGGGUACAUUUGAUACACAAGUCGACAAUAAAUCGCAGGAGAUAGCCAGUCGUGUAGUGGAGCUCCUUCCAGAGCUUUGGAAACAGGUUGGUCGUUAUGAUGAGGCAUUGUCUGCUUAUAGGAAUGCCCUACUUAGCCAAUGGAACCUUGAUAAUGAAUUUGUUGCAAGAAUUCAGAAGGCACUUGCUGUGUUUUUGUUGUACAGUGAAGUGGAGGCAAGUCCACCUAACAAGACGGAUGGGUCUUAUGUACCCAAAAGCAAUCUGGAAGAGGCAAUUCUUCUUUUAAUGAUUAUUUUGAGAAACUUCAUCCUUGGUAAGAUAAAGUGGGAUCCUUCAGUUAUGGAACACCUGACUUUCACACUUUCAACAUGUGGACAAACCUCUAUUUUAGCAAAGCAAUUUGAAGAGUUGAUACCUGGUGUAUACCACCGCAUUGAUCGUCGGAAUUUUAUAGCCAUGUGUAAUUGUAUAGCUGGAGAAAAUAAAAGUGCUUUGAAUCUACUUAGGAUGUCUUUACAUAAACAUGAACGACCAAAUGACCUAAUAGCAUUAUUAUUGGCUGCCAAAGUUUGUAGUGAGGAUCCUCAUCUUGGUGCUGAGGGAGUAGGUUAUGCACAAAGAGUAAUCAAUAAUGCCCGAGGAUUAGAUGAGCAUUUGAAAGGUGUGGGUCUUAGGAUGUUGGGACUUUGCCUAGGAAAACAGGCUAGGGUUUGUUCUUCUGACCAUGAGAGGUCUAACCUUCAAUCCAAAGCUCUACAAUCAUUAGAGAAGGCAAUUAGAUUGGAGCAAAAUAACGCUGAUCUCAUUUUUGAAUUGGCUAUUCAAUAUGCUAUGCACCGAAAUUUAACUGUUGCUUUAUCUUGCGCUAAACAGUUCUUUGACAAAACUGGUGGCUCUACAUUGAAAGGUUGGAGAUUGCUUGCUCUAGUUUUGUCUGCACAAAAAAGAUUUGCAGAGGCCGAAGUAGUCACUGAUGCAGCUGUAGACGAGACUGCAAAAUGGGAGCAGGGGCCAUUACUCAGGCUGAAAGCCAAGUUGAAGAUCUCCCAAUUACGACCCAUGGAUGCUAUUGAAAUUUAUCGGUACCUUCUUGCAUUGGUUCAAGCCCAGAGGAAAUCACCUGGGCCACCUAAACAAGGUUCACAGGUUGAAGAUGAUAAGAUAAACGAACUUGAAGUUUGGCAUGGUCUGGCAAAUUUAUAUGCAAGCCUUUCUCACUGGAAGGAUGCCGAAAUUUGUUUGCAAAAGGCGAAAGAGUUAAAGGAAUACUCACCAGCAACAACACACGCUGAAGGCAAGAACAAAUCUUUAUGUUGUCAACAGUUUACUUUACCACAUUGAACUUGUGCUUUCCCUCUUGUUUAAAUGAAAUUGACAUUUCAUAUUUUUCAAUGUGAUUGUCCCAGCUAUUAUGUUCGAAGGUCGUGGAGAAUAUUUAGAAGCUCUCAUUGCUACUUUGAAUGCGGUUCUGCUUGAACCAAACUAUGUGCCAAGCAAGAUCUUGAUGGCUUCUUUGAUACUGAAAAUCGAUUUUAUUUCUGCUGCACCUGUUGCUAGAUGCCUACUUUGUGAUGCACUUAGAAUAGAACCCACCAACCGCAUGGCUUGGUAUUACUUGGGAUUAACUCACAAGGCUGAUGGCCGAAUAUCUGAUGCUGCUGAUUGCUUCCAAGCAGCUUCCUUGCUUGAAGAAUCUGAUCCCAUUGAAGGUUUCAGCUCUAUGAUUUGACUACAGUCCUUGGUUAACUUUUACAUAUUCGUAUAAUCUUUUGUCGUCACUUUUGAAAAUGUAUCAUUUUUUUUUUCAUUUAAAAUUCUUUUCAUAAGGAACUAGUUUCUAAGAAGAAAAGUUGGCUUAUAUCCGAGAAUAGGAAAUAAGAUAACAACGAGGUUCAUUAAUUGUAAAGAACUUAAGGGGUUUUAUUGUGUUUGGUUCCUUUAUUGCUUGUAAA
Molecule: messenger RNA, 2225 nt
Organism: Vigna umbellata (rice bean)
Lineage: Eukaryota; Viridiplantae; Streptophyta; Magnoliopsida; Fabales; Fabaceae
Source: RefSeq, a predicted model, not a curated record